Aspergillus vadensis CBS 113365 is the source of this 621-nucleotide messenger RNA. RefSeq lists its product as uncharacterized. The transcript is spliced from 4 exons. Bases 1 to 621 code for a protein of 206 amino acids. Gene Ontology annotation, molecular function: transmembrane transporter activity. Gene Ontology annotation, biological process: transmembrane transport. The record is from RefSeq and is a predicted model, not a curated record. NCBI's taxonomy places the organism in Eukaryota, Fungi, Ascomycota, Eurotiomycetes, Eurotiales, Aspergillaceae.
AUGGGCCAGAUAUACAGAAGCUAUAUUCCAGUCACACUAGGUUGGCGCUGGCUAGAGUGGGUAAUGCUGAUCGUGGGUGGUAUAGUUCUAGCUCUAGUCCUUUUAUUCCGGCCCGAGACAUAUGAUAACCUUAUCCUCUACUGGAAGGCUUCCAUCCUUCGAAAAGAGACCGAUGAUGAGAGAUACAGAGCUCCCAUGAAGAUCAAUCAGAAGGGCCUCGGUCAGCAAUUAAAGACCUCCGUGUACCGGCCAUUUGCAAUGUUUUACUCGGAACUAUUUUAUCAACCUGAUGUCGCUCUAUCUGACCAUCAUCUAUAUUGUCCUCUACCUUUCUUGAGGGGCAUAUGGCCUCUCAGAAGGGCUAACCAACCUUUGCUGGGCUGCUGGACGGCAAAGGCCUAUGCUGGAGAUAAGUCCACUAUUGCACCUGAGAUGAGACUAUGGUACACGAUGCUUGGCGGCGCAGUAGCAGUGUCGAUCAGCUUGUUCUGGAUGGGAUGGACAAGCAAUCCAAACAUCUCAGAAUGGUCUCCUCUCGUUGCAUCCGCCUUCUUCGGCUACGGUAUCACCACCAUCUUCAUCGUUGCAUACAUGUAUCUCAUCGACUCCUACGACACAUAA